AUGGCGUCUGCCCUGGGAUCUACUUGUUCGGCACCUGCUACUGUUGGUACUGCGGGAUCAAACGAUCCCUUCUGGAUGCAAAAUAUCCAACACCAGGGACGCGCUGCUUUCAACUCCAACCCAUCUGACUAUCAAGUCUUCAGGAAUGUCAAGGAUUUUGGUGCAAAAGGUGAUGGUGUAACGGACGAUACCGCAGCCAUCAAUGCUGCGAUGUCUUCGGGUAACAGAUGCGGCGGAGGUUCUGGUUGUCAGUCUACGACGACUGCUCCGGCGAUUGUCUAUUUUCCUCCCGGAGAAUACCUGGUCUCACAGCCAAUAGUCGCGUGGUACUAUACUCAGAUGAUUGGUGACGCAAGGAAGCCUCCUACACUUAUUGCUGCAGCCAAUUUUGUCGGCAUUGCCGUGAUAGACGCUGACCCGUACAUCGACGGCGGAGGCGGGGCGCAGUGGUAUGUUAACCAGAAUAACUUUUACCGCUCCGUCCGUAACUUCGUCAUCGACUUGACACGGAUGCCGGCAACAUCAUCUGCGACGGGUCUUCAUUGGCAGGUGUCGCAGGCAACUUCUCUCAUAAAUGUUGUGGUGAACAUGUCGACGGAUCCUGCAACCGCCCAUCAAGGUAUUUUCAUGGAGAAUGGAAGCGGUGGUUUUAUGGGAGAUAUCGUUUUCAAUGGCGGCAAAUUUGGUAUCUGGGUUGGAAACCAACAGUUUACCGUGCGAAACAUCACUGUCAAUAACGCACAGAGUGCGAUAUUUGGAUUGUGGAACUGGGGUUGGACUUUCCAGGGAGUGACGAUUAACAAUUGUCAAGUCGGGUUUGACUUAUCAACGGGAGGCUUGGAUCAAGGCGACCAGACCAUAGGAGCAGAAGCAAUCAUAGAUGCGGUCGUGACAAACACACCUAUCUUUGUCCGCACAUCGCAGCCCAGCAAUGGUCACCUUGCAGGUUCCCUUGUGCUGAACAAUAUUAAGCUCAAUAACGUUCCCACCGCAGUUGGUGUUGUCGGCGGUGCUGUUGUCUUGAACGGAGGAACGACUACAAUUGCGAACUGGGUACAGGGAAACGUAUAUUCUGGAGCGAGUUCAUCGGACAGAUUUGUUCAAGCUUCCAUGGCUCCACCUCCGAAGCCUGCUAGCCUAUUGGACAGUGCUGGGCGUAUAUUCGGGAAGACGCAUCCGCAAUACGCAGAUUUCGCCGUUGAUCAGUUCGUUAGUAUUCGUUCGUUGGGAGCUAAGGGAGAUGGAAGCACCGAUGAUACACAGGCCAUUAAAAACGCGUUCGCACAGUUCUCUGGCUGUAAGAUUAUAUUCUUCGAUCAUGGUACUUACCUCGUCACAUCAACUAUUACAAUCCCCGCGGGGACACAAAUAGUUGGUGAAGCCUGGUCCGUAAUUAUGGGCAGUGGAUCGGCAUUCGAGGACAUGAACAACCCUCAGCCCGUCAUUAAAGUUGGAGAUACCAACUCUCAGGGAGUGGUGGAAAUCACGGACAUGGUGUUCACGACUCGGGGACCCGCUGCCGGGGCAAUCGUCAUAGAAUGGAACGUUCAUGACCCCGCGGGUCAGCAGGGUGCUGCAGGGAUGUGGGAUAGUCACAUUAGGCUUGCAGGAGCGCUCGGCACGAAUCUCGACGGAAACUCAUGCGCCAACACGUCUAGCACCGGCAGUAAUUGCAUUGCGGCAUUCCUUAGCCUUCACCUCACUCCAAGCUCUAGUGCUUACCUAGAGGGGACAUGGGUUUGGUUGGCAGAUCACUCACUCGAUCCGCCGUUCAAUGAGCUCCAAGCCUACAGUGGCAGAGGUAUUUACUCGCAGUCCGCGGGUCCUGUUUGGAUGAUAGGAACAGCAGCUGAACACCACGUUCUCUAUCAAUAUAACCUCGCAGGAGCCAAGAAUCAUUAUAUGGGCCUCAUCCAGACUGAGACGCCUUAUUUCCAGCCAAGUCCUGCACCUCCCGCUCCCUUUACGUCGCGUUCCGAUUUCAAUGAUCCAGUAUACACGUCCAGCCAACAAAUGGCUUGGGCGGUAAAAAUAACCAACUCCCAGGAUAUCCUCAUAUUUGGAGCGGGUCUGUACAGCUUCUUCCAGCACUUUAAUCAGGUUUGCCUGAACAGCAACGACUGUCAAACCCAGAUUUUCGACAUAGACAGCGCUUCGACUGUUUCUGUCUAUAGCUUGUCGACGGUGGCGUCACAGUUCCAGCUGAGCGUCAAUCAGCAAGGAAUAGUGGACCAAGGAGCGAACAGAAACGGAUUGCAGUCUACUAUGACAGUUUGGACGAGCUCGUAA
This is a messenger RNA of Fomitiporia mediterranea MF3/22, 2289 nucleotides long. RefSeq names its product exo-beta-1,3-glucanase. Bases 1 to 2289 code for a protein of 762 amino acids. The transcript has 23 exons. Gene Ontology annotation, molecular function: polygalacturonase activity. Lineage: Eukaryota; Fungi; Basidiomycota; Agaricomycetes; Hymenochaetales; Hymenochaetaceae. The record is from RefSeq and is a predicted model, not a curated record.